UUUAGAAUAUCAUGUGCUAGUAUUAUGCUAAACGGAGACAUUCAUCCAGAAGAAGAAGAAUCAGCCGUAUUUGUGUAUUUCUGUGGCGAAAUGAGGCAGGGGGUGGAGAGUCGCCACAGAGACGUUGGGCUUUGGCCAAACAGCACCGCAUUUUAGCCCGGAUUCGAUGCUCCAUGGGAUUCUAAUUGCAUUGCUGCGUUUUUGAUCGGACAUUUGCAAAGUGGAUGGUGAAACAUGCAGCUUGCUUGAGGACAACACGUACAUCUACUGCUGCCAUGACAGGCAGAGCAGGUCUCUUCACCGCCACGGCUUCGCCGGUUGGAUAAGAAGCAGACUCAUUGGGACGUGGUCGCAUCUGCGGAACUGCCUAUGUGGGCUGUUAUUAUUGUCCGUGGAGCCUAAAACGGUCCUUAUUAUAUACGCAUACACACACAGUGAUCCUUUGCUCAGGGAAAAUGUCUUCUCGAUCUGCGUUACCGUCUGGAAACGACAGGAGUACUGACCAUGUAAGUGCAAUGAUCGCCUACAGCCUACAUUUGAUUCUCUUUCGGGAGGUGCGAAUAAUGAAAGGUUUGAAUCACCCGAACAUAGUGCAGCUGUUUGAGGUGAUUGAGACAGAUAAGACCCUUUACCUCAUCAUGGAGUACGCCAGUGGAGGUGAAGUCUUUGAUUACCUUGUGUCUCACGGGAGAAUGAAGGAGAUUGAAGCCAGAGCCAAAUUUCGACAGAUCGUUUCUGCUGUCCACUACUGCCACCAGAAAUACAUUGUACACCGAGAUUUAAAGGCGGAGAACCUGCUGCUGGACGCCGACGCCAACAUCAAGAUCGCCGACUUCGGCUUCAGCAACGAGUUCACCCUGGGGAACAAGCUGGACACCUUCUGCGGCUCCCCGCCCUACGCCGCCCCGGAGCUCUUCCAGGGCAAGAAGUACGACGGGCCCGAGGUGGACGUCUGGAGCCUGGGGGUCAUCCUGUACACGCUGGUCAGCGGCUCGCUGCCCUUCGACGGGCAGAACCUCAAGGAGCUGAGAGAGCGCGUUCUGCGAGGGAAGUACCGCGUUCCCUUCUACAUGUCAACGGACUGCGAGGGAAUCCUCCGCCGCUUCCUGGUGCUCAACCCCACCAAGCGCUGCACCCUAGACCAAGUCAUGAAGGACAAAUGGAUCAAUUCAGGCUUUGAGGGGGAGGACUUGAAGCCCCACAUAGAGCCGGUCGAGGACUACAGCGACGCGGCUCGCAUAGAGGUGAUGGUUGGGAUGGGCUUCACACCGGAGGAAAUCAAGGACGCUCUGCUGAAUCAGAAAUACAACGAGGUCACCGCCACCUACCUGCUGCUGGGCCUCAAGACAGAGGACGGGACAGGCGAGACCCGUUCUGCCAGCAGUCUGUCCCUGGCACGGGUACGACCCAGCCCCAUCACCAACGGAACCAACAAGCACUCCUCGGCCACCGGCUCCUCCUCUUCCUCCUCUUCCUCCUCCCAUAGCAAGACCCAGCGCAGCGCCUCCACCUACCACAGGCAGAGAAGACACAGCGACUUCUGUGAGUCUAAUAUUGGCGGCCCCUCCAUGCCCGUCAUGCACCCCAAGCGGAGCCCCACUAGCACGGGGGACCGGGAGCUCAGGGAGGGCCGCAUGCCGUCCCGGAAGGCCAGCUGCAGCGUGAUGGGCAGCCACAGCCUGCCGCCCUCCAGCCCGAUGGUCAGCAGCGCCAACAACCCCAACAAGUCGGAGAUCCCCGACCGGCGCAAGGAGAUGACCGCCACCACGAAUAACAUCCCGGGGAGCGCCAUGACACGUCGGAACACGUACGUGUGCACGGACCGCGCCGGCACCGAUCGACAAUCUCUCCUGCAGAACGGCAAGGAGAACAGUUCCCUGAGCCAUCGCAUCCCCCCGGCCUCCCCCUCCACCCUCAGCAUCUCCGGGGCGGGCGCCUCCUCCUCCUCCACCUCCUCCACGGACCGCUGUCGCCUCACCCGGGGCUCCACCAUCCGCAGCACCUUCCACGGGGGCCAGCUGAGGGACCGCGGGGCCCCCGUCUACUCGGCCCCGCCCACCUCGCCCACCCUCUCCCACCACGAAGCCAGCCCGCUGCCGCACGCACGCAGCCGGGCCACCUCCAACCUCUUCACCAAGCUGACCUCCAAACUCACACGCAGGGUCACAAAUGAAUCUGAGGGAAUCAGCAGAUUUGCGAUCACAAGUCGCCAUCUACCUGGGCAUCAAAAAGCGUCCGAGUCCCGGGCCGUCGGAUGUGGCUGGGAUCUGAGGCGGGGGGGCGGCUGCGGCGGCGGCGGCGGCGGCGUGCGGCGACGGGACCCUGCCGAGGUGGUCCUGGCCCUGCGGGACGCGGCCCUGAGCUGCGGCUGCCAGGUCCACCACGCCGGGCCCUUCCUGCUGUCCUGCAGCCGCGGCGCGGCCGGGGCCCGCGUGGCCUUCCACGCCGAGGUGUGCCACCUGUCCACGGGGGGUGCCUCCGAGACUUCGAACGGGGUGCGCUACACGCGCCUCUGGGGGGCGCCCGUGGCCUUUAGGGACAUCGCCACCCAGAUCUCUAGGGACCUUGAGCUCUGA
Messenger RNA from Gadus chalcogrammus (walleye pollock), 2576 nucleotides. It is a transcript of the gene mark4a, whose product is annotated as MAP/microtubule affinity-regulating kinase 4a. Gene Ontology annotation, biological process: intracellular signal transduction; microtubule cytoskeleton organization; protein phosphorylation. The record is from RefSeq and is a predicted model, not a curated record. Lineage: Eukaryota; Metazoa; Chordata; Actinopteri; Gadiformes; Gadidae. Gene Ontology annotation, molecular function: tau-protein kinase activity; ATP binding; protein serine/threonine kinase activity. The transcript is spliced from 15 exons. The coding region runs from base 456 to 2576 and encodes 706 amino acids. Gene Ontology annotation, cellular component: cytoplasm.